Molecule: messenger RNA, 822 nt
Organism: Annulohypoxylon truncatum
Lineage: Eukaryota; Fungi; Ascomycota; Sordariomycetes; Xylariales; Hypoxylaceae
Product: t-SNARE
Exons: 2
Coding region: 1-822 (273 amino acids)
Biological process (GO): Golgi to vacuole transport; vesicle fusion; intracellular protein transport
Cellular component (GO): SNARE complex; membrane; endomembrane system
Molecular function (GO): SNAP receptor activity; SNARE binding
Source: RefSeq, a predicted model, not a curated record
AUGUCUUUUGAUCAACUAUCUUCCAUAGAAUCCGGCAGCGGGGGAGGUCGUCGUCAGAACAAUGGCGCCUACUCGGAUGAUCCGGAGUUUUCUCGAUUGUCGCAAGGCCUCAUGAAUACGCUGUUUCAUCUUCAGGGAAACAUUUCAAAACUUAAGUCGGAUAUCGGCCUUCUCGGUACACGACGAGAUAACCCCCGGUUACGAGAGAGGGUUCACGCUACGAUUGAGGAGUCCACUACGAAGUUCAAGGAGGUUGGUGAAGGUAUCAAGAAGAUCCAGACAUGGGAAGAACCUACGCCUACCCAGAAGUAUUCUCAGCAAAAGUUGUCGCGCGAGUUCAAGACGGCUCUCGGCGAAUUCCAAUCACUCCAGCGCACCGCCCUCGAAAAGCAACGAGCCUCUGUUACCGCUGCAAAAGCCGCGCUUGAUCACGAAGGAGCCGAAGGCGUCCCACCCGGAACUGAAGGCGAACAGGUACAGCUUCAGCAGCAGGAACAGGUCCACCUAGCUGCCCAAGACGAAGUUGAUUUUCAGGAGGCCUUGAUCACCGAACGAGAAGAUGAAAUCCGCCAGAUUGAGGAAGGCGUUGGCGAUCUCAACGUCUUAUUCCAGCAGGUGGCGCAAAUUGUUAGUGAGCAAGGAGAGGUGCUGGAGACGAUCGAGAGCAAUGCUGUCAACGUGCGCGAUGAUACUCGGGGUGCCGAUUACGAGUUGAGGAGCGCCGCGAGGUAUCAGAAGAACGCACGGAGCAAGGCGUGCUGUCUACUAUUGAUUCUAGCUAUUAUUAUGGCUAUCGUGCUGCUAGCUGUAUUUCUCGGCUAG